GGAAGUUUCACUUGAUUCGCACACCCUGCAUAAAAGCAGGCGGCUUCGCUGAGAGCAAACAUCUCCUUCCACCCCAGCCGAGCGAGGCGGACCAGGUCUGGAGCUGCCUGCAGCAGUGGGCAGGACCGCGGGGACAGGCAGGGCUGCCCGCCCGGGUCCGGGAGUCACCCGCAGCGAUAGGCACCGUGCCAGCCGUGCUCCAAGCCUGGCUCACCCAGCAGACCGGCUGCGGUGCUGCCAGGGACCGGGUGGCCUGCCUGCAUCUCUGCCCAUUUACAUGGGCGGACACAGAGGUGGGGCAGAGCUCCUUUUCUCUCUUCACAUAAUCCGACGGUGCGGGAGAGUGAGCACUCGGGGUAGUGAGUAACGGGACCGGCUUCAGCCGUCGCCGGGACGAUGGGGCGGAAGCUGGACCUCUCCAAGCUAACGGAUGAAGAAGCCAAGCACGUUUGGGAAGUGGUUCAGCGAGACUUUGAUCUGCGGAAAAAAGAGGAGGAACGGCUGGAGGAGCUAAAACGCAAGAUCAACCAGGAGAGUAGCAAGAGAGAGUUCCUGACAAAUCAGUCCCACCUCAACGAAACCCACUGUGUCCACUGCCUCCAGCCCUUCAAGUUCCUGCUCAACAGCAAGCGGCAGUGCCAGGACUGCCACUUUUACACCUGCAAGAACUGCAGUCGCUACAACAAGAAGGAGCAAGGCUGGGUCUGUGAUCCCUGCCGCCUCUCCAGGAUCGUGAAGAUCGGCUCCCUGGAGUGGUACUAUGAACAUGUGAGAUCCCGUUUCAAGAGGUUUGGAAGUGCCAAAGUGCUGCAGUCCCUCUAUGGCAGGCUGCAGCCGGGGCAUGGCAACAACUCUGCAUUUCUAGGUCUUCAGGACAGAGUUUACAGCCUGCCAGACAUUAACAGUGAGUGCCAGCUCCUCACCAGUGGUGAUGUUGGGGACGGCAGUAAUGAUGAAGACAAUGUCCUUCGUGGAGCUGAAGCAGAUUGCUACAGCAGAAUGUGCAAGACAAAGCGCCUGCUGUCUGUGCAUCCCUUUGAUUUUGAAGUGGACUCGGAGUAUUCUGCUCAGUCUCGUCGCCAGUCUGCACAGCUCUCUCCAGCAGCCAGCAGCCCGGAUGCUUUCCAGUCUUUCCCAGAUUUCCCCAACCCAGCUGAAGAUGCCUCCCAGGAGUCCAGAAUCACAGAUGCGGAUCUGGUCUUCCACCACAUCUUGCAGGAGCAGGGACUAGGCAGGAUCCCUCCAGAGCAACACUUCAGCACAGAGGUUCGGCUCACCGUCAACUCCCGGAGAAGGAGCCUGGAAAGAAAUGCCAGACCUGGCAGCCCCUGGAGCGAGCAGCUCCGGUCCCGGUACUCUGCAGAUAUGGACACCUCUGAUGAGGACAUGAAGGAAGCCCAGUUCCCAGCCUACCCCCCUCAUCACAUGAAGCGACGUAACAGAGCAUCUUCCCAGGAGAAUGCCAGCCACUCUGGGAGCCAGAUCCAUGAGCUCAACAAACGCAUGUCUGCAAUCGAACGUGUGCUGAACCGCUUGGAGGAAAAGAUCCUGGUGAGCUCUGAGGAGUCUCCAGCCCCAGACUCCCAGCUUGAUCCUGAUGCAGAGGAGGAGGAGUUGAAGAGGAAGCUGGAGGAGUUAGCCAGUAAUAUCAGUGACAAGGAAGUCUCUACUGAAGAAGAGGAUCGUGAAGAAAAGAAGAGAGCAAAGAAACCAGAGAUGAGUCCCUCCUGUGAUGACAUGACCAGAGAUGCUCGAAAGAGGUCAUCAGCUCAGGCUUUGGGCGAAAUCACGGUCAAAGUGCUGAGAACCAUAAACGCCACGGAGCAAGCGGUGUGUGAGUUGUUGCAUGGAGAGAGGCAGUGCAACGGUGGCUGUGUCCUCCCCGCAGGGCAUCCUCCCAGCCUGGGUGAUGGGAAGGAGGUGGCCGAAGCAUACCGUGAGCUUGAAGAAAAUGUGUAUCUGACUGCUGGGAAGACCUUCCGGCUUGAGAGCACCCUGAAAGAGCUCGAAGAAGGGGCUCAGCACAGUGGUACGACUGACUCGGAGCUGUCAGAGCUGGAGGAUAAAGUGGCCUCAGCAGCUGCUCAGGUGCAACAGGCAGAGAAUGAGGUUUCAGACAUUGAAUCUCGGAUCGCGGCUCUGUCAGCUGCGGGGCUCACAGUGAAGUCAGUGGAGAAGGCAAGGAAGAAGUCGAAUGGGCAGGCUGCCUGCCUCCACUCUUCUGGUGCCACCAGCAGCAGUCCCGGGGAGUCUUCGGAUGACAUUAAAGCAAUGCCUGGACUGCAGGGGUUCAGGAGGAAGUUCAACAGUCCCCUAGACCUUCCUGGUCUUGAUGACUCCUUUGACCGCAACUCUGUUUACCGCGGCUCCCUGACGCAGAGAAACCCCAACGGGAAGAACAGGAGAGUGGAGAGGCUCUUUGCGAAGCCUGUGAUGACCCACCUGUCCUGAGGAGAGGGGGACCCUCCUGCCACUGCAUUUCACUGAUGCAAGACCUCAGCACAAAGCCUCACUUCCUUCCCCACAACACUUGUUCUUCCUUCUCCCAUCUUCAUCUCUCCCUGAAGCCCUGGACAGGAGGGGAGCCAGAGGUUGUGGGCAGGAAGUCUUGCUGGUAGCUGCCAGGGAGAGGAGCAAGGCACUGGGGUACAGACCCAUGGCUGGGGGCUCUCAUGGGAGGAUGCAGGCAUGAGACCUUUGCUUAAGGCUGCUUUUUGGUGUCAGGUUAACCAAGGGGACCAGAGAGGUGCAGAGGAGUGAACUCCUCAGAGGGACCUGGAUGCCAGUGUGGCUUCCCAGCAUGGGGACCAGGGGCAAUGACACCUUGUCAAAAGCUGUCAGUGCAUGUCCCUGCUCUUCAGCUCCUGGUGCUGAGUGGGGACAGGAGCUGACAGUGCAGGAUGUUCUUGGGUACCUCAGGUAGAGCAGAGACCCAGGCAUCCUGGGCUGGAUUUUGCAUCCCAGUGCUGGUCCCAGCUCCCUGCAAAGUCCCUUGGAGCAUCUCCUCCCUUCCCUGAGCAGCAAAGCAGGGUGGGAGCAAUGCUGGCUCCCUCCCAGUGAGCCCUUGGCCAGCAGAUCUUUGCACAAAGCCAUGCAAACACCCACUGAGGCUUCACACCACCAUGCUUGAAGCAGCCAUGACCAUGUGAGGAUGUGAGUGGGACAAGGCUUGUGGGAAGUGGUGGCAAGAAAGGUGGAAGAGAGGCUGGAGGCCUUCCCCUGGUUGGGGUUCAGUUGUUUUUACAGUGCUCAAAGAUAUCCUCUGUCCAGGUAAGGCUGUAUUGGCAGGUUUAGAAGGACUCCAGAAGGAUUGUGUAGGUGCUCCCCUGCAGGCUUUCCCCACCCUGCAGAGGGAUUGGCCCAUACCAAGAGGCACUUUGGAUGUCCCCUGUCCUGAUGAUGGAACUGUUAGAACCUGACAGGACCAUCCAAUCCUUUGGAGGAGCUGUGAUGGCCUUUGGGUGGUGCAGUGGCCCUGGGCUCCUAGCAGGUGACAGUGGGUUUGGUAGCGCCCUCCCUUAGACACCACAAUUGCUUGUUCUCCUCAGCAUUUAAUUCUGCACAUCCUGGUGGAUCGGUGCCUGGCCCCAUACCUGUGCCAGCGGGAUGGGGAGGGGGCUGCUUUCUUUUGCAGGUCACUUGAAGGAGGUUCUUGUUAAAAGGCUUUGCUCAGUACCUGCUGGUCCCUGUUUAUAGCCCCCACCUCCCUCCCUCCCCUCUGAAGCAGGCGAUGCUGGAAGGAUCACUUGCAGCCAGAGCAGGUAUGUCAGAGCAGUGCUGGCAGUUCCCCAUCAAUGGCUAAGCAGGCUGGACUGUUUUAGGCUGUUCCUGUGCAUAUGAACUAAACCCACUUGAAUUAUGAGCAGUAGUGUGAAUUUUCAUGCAAAUAACACUUCUGUUUAGCUUUCACAGUAGCAGGGACUCCUAACUGCCUAGAAAUAGUCCUGUGGUCAUCCGAGAGCAGUCUUGUUAGUCCAUAGACUGGGAUUCCCAGCUGGAAACAAAACCAGUUGCUUAUUUUUAAGUGAAAUCAUUCAAAUGGGUCAGUGCAAACUACUGCCACUGUAGAAACUCUCCCAGGCUCUGUGGCAUUACUGGGUGCCCCUCUUGCUGCCCAGCCAGCCUCAGUGCCAGGAUGCAGCUUCUUGACUAGCAUCCUAGAAGAGAGCUCCAUGAAGAUCUCUGCAAUGCUAUGGGUUUGCACCCACCCUGCUGCUGUCAGGGUUCAGCCUUUGCCUCAUCCGCAUCUCGUGGUGUAUCUGUUUUCAUCCAUAACUUGUCUUUCCACACAACUCUCAGAUGCUUAACCCUGAGAAGACCUUGCAGUGAGCAUCAGCAGGGCAAGCUAAGGCAUCUUUCAGGCUUUGGUCACCCAUGUUGUUAUUUGCUGGUUUCCUGCCCCAUCUGCCUGUGUAGAUUAUAUGUAUGUAUGCAAAAUCAUGCAAUAAAGCCAGUUUUGUUCCCAGAA
Messenger RNA from Pezoporus occidentalis (night parrot), 4468 nucleotides. It is a transcript of the gene MLPH, whose product is annotated as melanophilin. Gene Ontology annotation, biological process: intracellular protein transport. NCBI's taxonomy places the organism in Eukaryota, Metazoa, Chordata, Aves, Psittaciformes, Psittacidae. The transcript is spliced from 17 exons. Gene Ontology annotation, cellular component: cortical actin cytoskeleton. The record is from RefSeq and is a predicted model, not a curated record. Gene Ontology annotation, molecular function: actin binding; myosin binding; small GTPase binding. Bases 397 to 2451 code for a protein of 684 amino acids.